UCAAAAUAUAAUCAGAAAAAAAUUGAACGAUUCGCAAUUUCUCGUGUGCGCUCGCGAGUUGUGUUGAAAAAUUUUUAUUUAAAAUUUUCUGAUGACUUUGAUACGAAAAUAGUGCAGUGAAAAUGAUAUUGCGGAUUAGGUAAAAUUCAGUUGCACCGCCGCUUACAUCCUGAACCUGUGUUUAUUUUGUGCUAAGUGUCAGUAUUAGUUAGUAUUAUGAACUUUGAAGACUAUGAAACCCUUCCAACCCAAAGUUCAGUCACACACAUGACUGCUGGAGCCAUAGCGGGGAUCAUGGAGCACUGCAUCAUGUACCCGCUGGACUCCGUAAAGACUCGGAUGCAGUCUUUACGGAGCGCACACAAUAGCACGAUCACAGAGACGUUUCGAUAUAUGGUUCGAACUGAAGGACUGUUAAGGCCCGUGCGCGGCAUGUCCGCCGUGGUGAUGGGCGCGGGCCCGGCGCACGCGUGCUUCUUCGCCACGUACGAGCAAGCCAAGCACACGCUGUCGCAGCUCACGCGGCACCGGCACGACCACAUCACACACGGCUUAUCCGGAUGUUUGGCUUCAGUAAUACACGACGCAGUUUCAAAUCCCACAGAAGUCAUAAAGCAGCGUCUCCAAAUGCUGAACUCGCCGUACCGCGGCGUAUGGGAGUGCGCGCGGCGCGUGUACCGCACGGAGGGACUGCGCGCGUUCUACCGCUCGUACGGAACGCAGCUCGCCAUGAACGUGCCCUUCCAGUCACUCCACUUCGUGACCUACGAGUGGUGCCAAUCAGUGGUGAACCCGCGGCGCGGCUACGACCCCCGAGCGCAUGCACUGUCGGGCGCUGCGGCCGGGGCGCUCGCGGCCGCCGCCACGACCCCGCUUGAUGUGUGCAAGACUGUGCUUAAUACUCAGGAGAAGACGGCGCGAGCGGACGGGCUGGCGGAGGCGGCGGGGCACAUCCUGCGCGUCACCGGCCCGCUCGGCUUCUUCAAGGGCGUCCAGGCACGCAUCCUGUACCAGAUGCCGGCGGCGGCGAUCUGCUGGCUCACGUACGAGACGCUCAAGCACCUGCUCGUCGCCAAGGCGGAGCGACAAGACGACCUCCCCCCCGCCGCCACCGCCCCCACCCCCCUCGUCGCGCCCGACCUGUCGCGCGCGCUGCGCCUCGCCGCCGCCGACGUGCCCGCGCCGCUCACCCGGACCUAGGGAGGGACCUGUUGCCGCUGCAUGGGGAGUUUAUCGACGUAGAUAAAAUUUUAUCGCGAAUCGUCAUAAUUAUGGCGAUUUUAUGGGAGGGAUGGGGUUAAAUGUGUUUGUUGAUGACGGUGACCCGUGCCGCGGGGCCUGGAGUGUUGCUGUGUACUGACGAAAAACGAACCAACGAGAGCAAUCGUGCAAUCGGUAAAGAGCGUAUACAAUAUAGAGUCGUGGCUCGCGCUCCGAAGCUUCGUUUUUCAUCAUAUAGAGUGGCCCUCCUGUCUCCGCUGCACGGGUCAUAUGUUGAAGUAGAUAACCGUCAUGUAUAUCGCGAUUAGCUUAAGACGUCGCUGGGAACACGGUUAAAACGUGUUUGUCUACGUCGAUAGCGGACCCGUGCCGCGGGGCCUGGAUUUAGCGCCGGCCUUGAGGGUUUUAGGGAUUUGUGAGGCGAAAAUGUUUUGCUCCCUGGAAAAAAUACAGGGGUUUUGACGGAAAAUUGUUGAUCAAAUUUCAUGUCGGUCAUAAUAUUAUAAUGGCCUAGCCAAGCAGUCGCUUAUGUCAAUUUCUCAAAUUAUUAAAUUAAGAGUAUGUUUCUCGAUAUGUGGAUAAAAGUUAUCUGUGGGAUAGCAAUCAUUACAUUUACUUUUGAAAAUGUAAUUUCAGAGUGUUACCAUGACUUUUAUCCUACAGAUAACCAUUAUACAAGCAUUGUGAAACACGCGGUAGGUAUCAAAAAUACCCUCAAGGUCACCGCUCAAUAUAAAUUCCGGGUCAAAAUGUACGGUCUAGUGCAGAGAAACCUGACCCCCCUCUCAUAGUAACAAUGCUUCUGAGAAGGGUCAGAUUUCUCUGCCUUAUACGCACGUUUGGGGAGAAAAAAAUUGUUUAGGUGACUUUAUGACUCCAGUUUGCAUGUGAAAUUAUGACCGAUUGGCCUACAAAAGGCACAUGUGUGAUUGAUUGAUGAUUAGAUUUAGACCUUAAUUCAAAGACGUAAAGAUGAUGAUAGCGUAACAUUUGAACUGUAGCGUAAAUUAAAGAUAAGUUUACCUACACACAAAUAAAUCACGAAAGCUUUUAUUAAAUAUUUAUCAGAUAUUGUUGGUUAAAUUAGUGGUAUUUAUAAAGUCAUCUAACCAUAGAUAUUUGUGCUAUAUUUUAACGGUUUAAGCCGUCUUGGAAAUAAAAUAGGAAUAAAAUUCCUUUGGUAGAGUCAGUUACAGCACAAAAGUGAAAUUUUGCUCGUAACAAAAUUGAUAAGUGUCAAGCGAUUUUAGAACUUAGUGGAUUUGAGUUGGGCUGAUUUUAUAAUGCUCUCAGCAUUUCAAAAUCAACUUACGCUAUGUUGAAAUUAGUUCUAUGUUCGAAUGAUAUGAAAUAUCGUAUUUAAGGUGUUAAUAUUCUGUUAGAGCAGCUUCAAUGAAUUCGAACAAUAUAUAAUUGAACUAAGCGUCAGAUAAUAAUGCAAAUAUGUUGUUUUUAUUAUAUUCUGUUGUGAGAAAGAGAUAUUGGUCUGUGAUUGAAGGUUUGAAAGAGAUAGCUGUAUUUCUGUCGUUUCGGUCUUCAAUUUUGAGUGUGGGGCGUUUUGCGGAUGAUGUUGAGAAAUUGUGAAUAAUAGAGUUAGGGACCGAAAUAAUUAUGUUAUGUAAAUAUUAUAGAGUACCAGACAAUGCAACUGUAAUAAUAUUAAACUUUAAUCUAGACCUGGUAAACCUGUUUUGUUAUUAUUAUGUUUGUUUGAAAAAUAUAUAUAUUUGAUGCUGACA
Molecule: messenger RNA, 2960 nt
Organism: Plutella xylostella (diamondback moth)
Lineage: Eukaryota; Metazoa; Arthropoda; Insecta; Lepidoptera; Plutellidae
Source: RefSeq, a predicted model, not a curated record